This is a messenger RNA of Hyposmocoma kahamanoa, 1234 nucleotides long. RefSeq names its product epoxide hydrolase 4-like. The transcript is spliced from 6 exons. Lineage: Eukaryota; Metazoa; Arthropoda; Insecta; Lepidoptera; Cosmopterigidae. Bases 29 to 1054 code for a protein of 341 amino acids. Gene Ontology annotation, molecular function: hydrolase activity. The record is from RefSeq and is a predicted model, not a curated record.
UGUCAGACGUCUAUAAUAAUUUGCCGCCAUGAAUAUCGUAACGUACGCGCACCGGUUGAUAGUUGGAAAUUUAUUAACUAUCUUUAGCAAUGUUAUCACUUUCUUUAUAUAUGUCUUUUUUUACCUCAUCUCCUUUGGCGAUCCUUUGGGACUCAAGUUAAAGUUGAAUCCACCUGCGUGUCUUAGCGACCCUAAUUAUGGAAUACAUAAAUAUCUUAAAGUAAAUAACAUAAAACUUCAUUACGUGGAGAGCGGAGACCCUACCAAGCCACUAAUGAUCUUCGUGCACGGUUUUCCUGAGUUCUGGUACUCGUGGCGACAUCAAAUUCUUGAAUUUCAAAAGGAUUAUUGGUGCAUAGCAAUUGACAUGCGGGGCUAUGGAGAUUCAGAGAGACCCGAUGGUGUAUCUGCAUACAAGUUGGAUUUACUGGUUGAGGACAUACGGGACCUUGUGCGUCAAUUAGGUCGGGAGAAAUGCGUCCUAGUUUCUCACGACUGGGGUGGCAUUGUUGCGUGUCGAUUCCGUGAUGUGCACCCGGACGCUCUCAGCGCUAUCAUUGUUUUAGCCAGCAUGUCUUGGGAAAGCUGGUUUAAUGAAAUCUGGUCCGAACCUAAACAGAUGUUGAGGUCCUGGUACGUGUUUCAUAUGCGUUUGCCGUGGCUGUCAGAAAAAUUAUUUCAAUUAAAAUAUCUGGCGCUAUUUGACUUAAUGUUCCUAAAUUCGGGAAAGAACACUGUUACUGAAAAGGACGUCGAGUGCUACAAAUAUUGGUUUGGAAAACUAUACACGUUGACGCCUCCUAUUAAUUAUUAUCGAGCGAACUUCGUAUUCAUCGUACCUGAAAAAAAGCGUUGCGAUUUGAACAUCCCUUUCCUCCAUGCCAUGGCUGAACAUGACAAUGCAUUAGGUAUGACUCUCCUUGACAGCAUGAAGAAAGAAUACAAGCACAUUGAGUCCGUCGUCCUCAAAGGAUGCCGUCAUAUUGUACAACAAGAAGAUCCGGAUAUUGUUAAUAAGCUAAUAAGAGAGUUCCUCGCGAAACACAAUCUUUAAGGCUUUUUCAUGUUUUUAGUGAACUUUUUGAAUUGUGCGUCCUAAAUAUUGUACAAGAGUUUGUUUGCAAUCUGUACAAUACGUAUUGUAGUUACUUACAUGUAGAGACCUCUUUUUAUCUAUUCACUACAGAGGUAUAUAACCUAACGAUAAAUAUAUAUUAAUAAGAAAUUUUAACUU